Messenger RNA from Moneuplotes crassus, 991 nucleotides. The record is from the annotation of a GenBank genome assembly. Lineage: Eukaryota; Ciliophora; Spirotrichea; Euplotida; Euplotidae.
CUAUGAUGGAAAAUCUUUGAGAAAGCUAUGACCACUUUAAAACAUCAAUGAAGGAGUUCCUUGAAAAGAACCCUCUGACUCUCUACACAUUUGCUGCUAUCGGGCUUGGAAUCUCAACUCUGAAAGUAUGCAAAAGCAUAAGAGCGUUGUACCAAUACACUCUGAGACCUGCGAAGGAUCUCCAAACACUUUACGGCAAUAAUUGGGCAGUUGUCACAGGAGCUACAGCUGGGAUCGGGAAAGGCAUCUCAUUCGAGCUUGUUCGUAGAGGUAUGAACGUACUAAUAAUCGCAAGGGAUCAACAAAAACUUCUUGUCACAAAGAAAGAACUUGAACAGUUUUGUGAAGAAAACAGAUAUGAAAACAGAAAAUUUGAUACUUUAUGCUUUGAUUUCAAUACCCACUAUACUCCUGAGAAGAUAAAAGAAUUCGAAACCUUAUGUAAGCAUAUUGAAAAAGUAUCCAUCCUUGUUAACAAUGUUGGAGUUGGAGGAUACGGCAAAUUCGGAGAAAUGGAUGAUCAUAAAAUUCACAGCUUGAUCAAUGUCAACAUUACUGCUACUACUGUUGUUCAGAAAAUAUUCACACCUAAAUUACUUAAUAAUGGAAAAUCAGGCGUCAUUUUUGUGGGUAGCUGAGUGAAUGAAUCGCCUUAUCCAAAUUUAGCUGUAUAUAGUGCUACGAAAGCAUUUGUACUUCAGUUUGCAAAUUCAAUAGCUGAAGAAUAUAAGGAUAAACUAGAUGUAACCACAAUAAAAACCUCUGAUGUAAAAACAAACAUGAAUUCUGGAAAACUAUUAUUCGCAAUUGACCCAGACCAACAUGCUAGAGGAGCUUUAGACAAGCUUGGGCAUGACACAGAGUCACACGGCCAUUACAUCCAUGCAUAUAGAUAUUUCUUAGCGAAUAGCCCAAUCUCGAGACAUAUAGUGAACUACAUAAACCAAAACCGGGCUAUAAGAGCUGCAAAAACACAAUAAAUUAUUCAACA